AUGUUUCUGUUCAUUUCAGCGUUCUACAAUCGGCCUAAAUUCAUAUGUCAGACUGAUUGGGUGUACAGCCACGACUUUAUACCACCUGCAUGUCCUUCUGGUGGAUCUGAGUUAGAAGAUAUUUUUAUCGAUACCGAUAAUCAGGUCUAUGUAUGUGGCUGUACAAAUAUUCUGAUGACGACAUUAUGGUCGUUUACAAAUCCACCACCAUUGAAACCACUAUCUUGGUACCCAUUCAACGGAUGGUUUUGGCAACGUCCUUCGAAGAAACCAAAAAGUCUUUUUGUCACGUCUGAUGGUACCAUUUAUAUUGAUAAUGGUGCUUUAGGUACCAUUGAUACAUGGUCACCAGGUGAACUCUUUAAUUCAAUCGACCUGUCAUCUCGUCAGUCUUGUUACGGGCUAUUUGUUGAUACUAAUGAUACAAUUUACUGUUCUAUGAGAGAUUCUCAUACAAUUAUGAAGAGAUCACUCAGAAUUAAUUCUAGUUCAUGGACAGCAGCUGUCGUAAAUGUUGAACAAAUAUCAACACCAAGACCAGGAUCAGGAGACGGAUCUGGAGGAGGAUCUGGGGGAGGAUUUUUAGGAGGAGUUGUGGAAGGUUUUUUAGAAGGACUUGCGGGAGGACUUGGGGGACGGCCUGGAGGAGGAUUUGGGGGAGGACCCGGGGGAGUAUUUGGGGGAGUAUUUGGAGGAGGAUUUGGGGGAGGGCCUGGAGGAGGAUUUGGGGGAGGACCUAAUGGAGGAAAACCUAGAUCAACAACAACACCAAAACCCAAACCAAAUGAGCUCAAAAGUCCUCACGGGAUCUUUGUUAACGACAACUUUGAUUUGUAUGUGGCAGAUUAUGGGAAUGACAGAAUUUUACUUUUUAAAUCUGGACAAACAAGUGAGGAAACGAUAGUAUCUACGGAAAAAAUAUCCGAUUGCAAGAUUCAACAACCGACAGAUAUUACACUGGAUGCUGAAAAUAAUUUAUAUGUUGUAGACAGCAAAAAUAAUCGAAUCAUAUUUGUCAACUCAAAUUUUACUCGGUGUCGAUAUUUAAUCAAGCAUUCUGAAAAACCAGAUUUCUUUGGAAGAAUUAAAGUAUCAAAACUAGAUAGUAUUAGCUUCGAUCGAUCUGGAAAUAUGUUUAUUAGUAAUCAAAACAGAAAGAAAAUUCUAAAAUUUACUCCCAAAUUGAAAAACUGUGUUGAAAACGCAACGGAAUAUAUAACAGUAACAUAUGGUCCACCUCCAAAAGAAUAUACAGAUUUAGAUACGCAGCCCGUAUCUUAUUUCGUUGCACCGAACUGUUCCGAUUCAAAUGUAAUUGGACUUUCUUGUAAUAUUUCAUCUCAACCAUGCGAUAUUUAUAAACCUUGUCAAAGUCGUGGUAUUUGUACGAAUAAUUUAACAUAUCCUCUUGGUUAUACAUGUCUAUGUCAACCUGAUUUUAGUGGCACGAAUUGUGAAACCAAUAUUCAACCAUGUCAAUUAAAUACUUGUUUACAUGACGGUAACUGCACCAAUGUUAAUAGCACACACUUUUUCUGCAAUUGUACAAAUGGACGCACUGGUAUCCAUUGUGAAAGUAUUGUUAACUAUUGUCAUAAUGUUACUUGUCUUAACAAGGGUAUUUGUCAACCAUUACUUCUUGAUUAUGAAUGUAGAUGUAUAUCGGAUAUUUUCUCGGGGCGUUACUGUCAAAAUGUAGCACAAAGUCUAAUUGUUCGCCAGUUCGUUUCAAAAACAUUUGGUUAUAUUGCUAUUAUUGCUAUAUCAGUAGUUGUUGGUUUUGUCGUUAUAAUGGAUAUUUUAAAAUAUGGAUUUGGUAUUGAUCCAGUUUGUAAAGAACGUGAUCUUCUUCGACGUCGCAGAUCUCGAUUUAGACAAAGCAAUCGUCCAAAACAAAAUCUUAAAAACAAACUUUAUUUGCGACAUUUGAGUUAA
This is a messenger RNA of Adineta steineri, 1935 nucleotides long. The record is from the annotation of a GenBank genome assembly. NCBI's taxonomy places the organism in Eukaryota, Metazoa, Rotifera, Eurotatoria, Adinetida, Adinetidae.